This is a messenger RNA of Brugia malayi, 1008 nucleotides long. RefSeq lists its product as uncharacterized. The transcript has 7 exons. The coding region runs from base 1 to 1008 and encodes 335 amino acids. The record is from RefSeq and is a predicted model, not a curated record. NCBI's taxonomy places the organism in Eukaryota, Metazoa, Nematoda, Chromadorea, Rhabditida, Onchocercidae.
AUGAGCAAGCAAAACAUUGUAUCACCUCAGUGUUGGACGAAACUCCUUUGUUUAGCACAGUCUGCUAGUGAUGGAAAUGAUGGACAAUCAAAUCAGCUCAUGUCUAAGCAAAACCAGAAAUUCGUCGAGAAUGCUAUGGCUGAAUCGAUGCAUUCAGCAGAUCCUGUAAGACAUAUGGUAAAGCAUAUCGAGCAGUUGAAACUAAUUAGAAACAAUGACGUUGAUAGCGUUGCGGAAAUUGCAGAUAAUCUGGAAGAAUUGAUUUGUGAUAUCGAUUGCGCUGCAGACUUUUGCAAGUUGGGUGGCCUCGUUGAAGUAAUUAGGCUUUUGAAAAGUGAUUGUGAUCCAGUUCGAUGUGAGGCGGCUCGAUUAAUACCAUUAUUAGCACAAAAUAAUCCGUAUGUUCAGAAUGUUAUGCUGGAAACAGAUUUAUUGCUUUAUUUGUUAAAUGCAUUGGAAGAAAUUAAUGCAUCUGAGGAUUUGCUAGUGAAAUUUUUAAGCGCUUUAUCCUCAAUUGUUCGGGGGCAUGAAAAAGCAUUCAGUCAGUUCUAUCACCUAAAAGGUCUAGUGAGGAUCGAGUGUGUGUUCCAGAAAGCAGUAGAUACGCAUCAUUUAAGAGUAGCUAACAAAGCAGUUCUAAUUACAACAAAUAUAGCAAUCAGUGUUGCACCUGAUGUGAGGCAGUAUAAUAUUUUGUCCGUUUUAUUUCGGAUGACGUUACAGCUAUCAUCAGAUAGCGAAGGAUGUUCAUAUUUCCUUGAUUAUCUUAUGAAUAACAUUGUGGAUAGGGAUGUAAACAACAGUAAUUUCACGAGUGAUGAAUUCAGAAUAAAUUUUGGAAAGCUUGACAAUCACUCUAAGCAACAUUUCUGCGACUUCUUGAAAAGACAGUUGGAAUAUGAGGAACGGUUCCAGCAGAAGGGUUGUUUAGAACGUUUUAUAAAAAUGAAUAUGGUACUGGAUGAAUACAGCAGGGAUUUCAAACUGGAAGAAGUUUCGAAAACAUAA